AUGUCAGACCUAGCCACCCGCCGCCAAAUCUGCGAAGACACGAUUAAGAGAUCUGAGCAUGUGACGGCAACAACACCAGGAGCUUCUCUGUCCAGUGCUUUUAUCACAGACACCACAUACGCGCCUCUCUCACCCUUGGGUCCCACAUUCCCAGCUUUAACACCACAACACAUCGAAGUCAUUGAUUCGGACACCUUUCUGUGCGCAAGAACCUUGCUAGGUCCAAACCCGUCUUUGCAGAAUAAACUGGCGGUGCUGAAUUUGGCGUCUGAUGAAGAGCCUGGUGGUGGAUGGAGGUAUACGUUAAGCAAGACGCAGGAAGAAGCCUUGUGUUAUUCGAGUACGCUAUUUCAGACGUUAAAGAGGGAGUGGUAUCCUUGGCCUAAUACCGGAGAUGGGAGUGUUGCAGGUAUCUUCUCGCCUAGUGUGGUGGUGUUCAAAGAUACUCUGGACAACGAGUGUGCUGAGUUGGAUGAAGGAGAAAGAGUACUGGUGUCGGUCGUUACAGUCGCGGCGCCUAGAGGUCCUAAGCUUACGAGUGAUGGUCAAGAGUUCAAGGAUCAGAAUGUGUUGGAGGAGUUUCGGGGCAAGAUUAGAUUGGUGUUGAGGUGUUGCGCCAGAGAAGGCAAGACGACAUUGGUGUUGGGUGCGCUGGGGUGUGGUGCUUAUAGGUGCCCGCCGCUGCUGGUUGCGAGAGAGAUGAAGCAAGUACUGGAGGAAGAAGAGUUUGGCGGUUGGUUUGAGAGGGUGGUGUUUGCGGUUUAUGCUGCUGGACCUGUGGGCAAGAGGAAUUUUGAGGUGUUUCGGGAGGUGUUUGGGAGUGGGCCUUGA
Aureobasidium melanogenum CBS 110374 is the source of this 831-nucleotide messenger RNA. RefSeq lists its product as uncharacterized. The transcript has a single exon. Bases 1 to 831 code for a protein of 276 amino acids. The record is from RefSeq and is a predicted model, not a curated record. NCBI's taxonomy places the organism in Eukaryota, Fungi, Ascomycota, Dothideomycetes, Dothideales, Saccotheciaceae.